This is a messenger RNA of Theobroma umbraticum, 978 nucleotides long. Its product is annotated as ADP-ribosylation factor 2-like. Lineage: Eukaryota; Viridiplantae; Streptophyta; Magnoliopsida; Malvales; Malvaceae. The record is from RefSeq and is a predicted model, not a curated record. Gene Ontology annotation, molecular function: GTP binding; GTPase activity.
AAGUCAUCCAAAUUGGCAUUACUCACCCCAUGUUCCGCGUUGGUCUCAAGCUUUCAUUUCUCGAAAUUCUCUCUUGACUAUCUUCUCCCGUUUGGUUCAAAAUCAAAAUCUCUCGCGCUUUCCUCUCACAGAUCCCUCUGCGAUUAUCUCCAAAAGGGAUCAACAGCUAGGGAAGAGAAAUGGGGCUGACAUUCACGAAGCUUUUCAGCCGGCUUUUUGCCAAGAAAGAGAUGCGAAUUUUGAUGGUUGGUCUUGAUGCAGCUGGUAAGACUACCAUCUUAUACAAGCUCAAGCUUGGAGAGAUUGUCACCACAAUUCCCACCAUUGGUUUUAAUGUGGAGACUCUGGAAUAUAAGAACAUCAGUUUCACCGUGUGGGAUGUUGGUGGUCAGGACAAGAUUCGUCCCUUGUGGAGGCAUUACUUCCAGAAUACGCAGGGUCUCAUCUUUGUGGUUGACAGCAACGACAGAGACCGUGUUGUUGAGGCUAGGGAUGAAUUGCAUAGAAUGUUGAAUGAGGAUGAGCUGCGAGAUGCAGUUUUGCUUGUAUUUGCAAACAAGCAGGAUCUUCCAAAUGCAAUGAAUGCUGCAGAAAUUACUGAUAAGCUUGGUCUCCAUUCCCUUCGACAGCGUCACUGGUACAUCCAGAGCACCUGUGCAACCUCUGGUGAGGGGCUUUAUGAGGGUCUGGACUGGCUUUCAAACAACAUAGCUAACAAGGUCUGAAGCCAUUGAGAAGAUUUUUGCAAUAUGGGAAAUUCUGGAUGCAGGGGUGAAUAUUAUCUAGUUUCUUUUUCUUUUUUUAUAAUAUCAGUCUCCUUUUCCCCCAGUUUUCAUCUGAGACAGUUGGAUUGAUGUUAUGCCCUUUUUUCUUUUGGUGAUGCGCAUUUUAGUUAGGACUUUAUGGCUAUAUAUUGUAACAAAAAACUGGUUGGUUGGAUAUAUAUAUACCUUUGGGUUGCAAUGUUUCUGGCUGUAA